Molecule: messenger RNA, 2388 nt
Organism: Trichoplusia ni (cabbage looper)
Lineage: Eukaryota; Metazoa; Arthropoda; Insecta; Lepidoptera; Noctuidae
Exons: 9
Coding region: 538-2331 (597 amino acids)
Molecular function (GO): protein binding
Source: RefSeq, a predicted model, not a curated record
AACCUUCAUUUCAAACACUAAACACUUUUUGCUCUUACCAGAGAGAGCAAGGAUCUCUAUGGUUUUAUCUUAUAAGAAACUUCGUUUCCCAAAGCAGAAAAGUCCGAAGUCGUCCGAAGAUUCCUUGAGAUCUAUCAAAAAUUUUGUUUGCUUAAGAGGUUAUGUGCCUUGCUCUUCCCGGUUAUAACUCCGGAGUGUUUCACCGUUCCGAUAAGUAUGCCCGGAAGCGAGACGAAAACUCGAAACCCCGAAAACCAUGCGAGGAUUAAAUCCCUGCAUAACGUCGUGCAUGCUGACCCAAGUGGUAUGGAUCAGGUAGGAGGCUACAAACACGAGAAUGACACACUAUUGUUUUUAAUCAGUUACAUUGUUACAUAAAACCUAUUUACACCGUCCUCUUUAACAAAAAAAAAUAUUUGGGUCUGUAGUCAAUCAAAAAUCUUUGUGUAUAGUUGGAUUACAAUUGUUUUUUACGUAUACAAUUAACUAAGAAUCAAAUAUAUUUAGAGUUUUGUAUUUAUAUUGUCGUUAUCUGUAAUGCCCCCCAAACCUAAGGAUGCUAAGAAGCCCUCGCCACCUGUCAACCGGCCUGCUAUAAGCGAUUCAAGCCUGGUGUAUGUUCCUGAAGAUGCUGUAGAAGGCUUUGAAGAACGCAUAGAAACAGGCAUCGAUUGGACAUUAUUAGAAGCUGGCGCUCGACAUCACAGAGAAAUCGGUAAAAGAGAGGAUUUACCAACUGUCACCUUCUCAAAGGCUCUAGAAACAAAAAUAAACAAUAGCAUUCUCUACGGCUUUCUAGACAAACAUUCAGGCUUGACCCUUGAACAGAACUGGGAAUUUCUGCUACCAGUUACAUUAUGGGAUAACGAGAAAUUUGCUACCGAAGAGGGGAAAGUAUGUUUCCACAAUGCUAACUGUGUAACAGACGACUUGGUGAAAUUAAUCAAGAGGACUGUUAAAGCCGGCAAUCGGAAGGUUCUAAGGCAUGACUUUAAGAUGUUGCAUACACUAAGAGUUAAUGAUUCUCAGAUGACAGAUUUAGAUGAAGGCCUUUUAGGUUUCAAAGAACUAAUAUCUCUGAAUUUAUGUGGGAAUUACUUAAAUACUAUAGAUACAUCCUUAAUUCCACCUUCUCUGCGUAGCCUUGAGCUUCAAGCGAAUCGCAUCAAACAGGUUGAAGACUUUGCUGAGGGCUUGCCCGCUGAUCUAGUAUACUUGGGUUUGGCAAGAAACUUUUUUACUUCAGAAACUAUUUUGGGGUUAUCACGAUUGCCUUACAAGUUGACGGUCUUAGAUUUGUCAGACAACGACAUCUAUCAUUUGGAACCAGUACUAGAAGCUGUUUCAUUGCUACCGUAUCUCACAGCUCUAUCGCUAGCAGGGAACCCUUGCGCGUAUUCUUCUGGAUAUGCUCGAACUACUUUAAUGAAAUUAGUUCGUUUACAAUGGCUAGAUUACCGAGAAGUUUUACCAACGGAUAGACCCAUGGAGCCUAUUGAUACGCAUCCUGAUGAUUUGCGAUCCACAUAUUUUAAUUUCGUCGUAUAUCGAGUAAUGGCAGCCCCUCAACCACCGAAAGCUGAAAAGGGAGCAGCUACAACAUUCCAUGUAGAAUUGGAGAUACCGCUGUUAGAUGUGGUGAGGAGGAGGUUCCUGAUGUUUAGGCGAAAUGAAUCUCUUAUUGACAUGCUGCCUCCACCAGAAGACGAUGAGUGGGGAUCUGCGGCAGGACCCCCUCCACCACCACCACCAGUAAUUGAUAGCAAAGCGGUUAUGGGCGAGGAGUCGGAAGUUGGAUCAAAUAUUUUCGACCAUAUGGAAUAUAAAAAUACCCGCGAGAUUCAUAACUUCACGACGUUCGAAAGCAACCGCGUCCAAUGGAGCAAGCUCAUGAACUUCCAAGAACCACUUGUAAGGAUCUUCUGUCCCGACCUGUCCGCCGUGAGGGACACCUUCCGGUCAGCCAUCACUUGUAGACUGAUUUAUUCCGUUACCUACGCACCAACGAAACCUGGUCGUAACGACAGGAAGAGCUCGCAUGUCCUGAGGAUGCCGGGGGAGAUGCGAGUGGUGAUUGCCACGAUGAAGUGCUCCCUCAAGGCCGUGGACUGGAGCCAGCCCUACCAGCACUUCCACUGGGACGACUCACUCGGGACAGAAAACGCCAUCCACUGGGGUGAAGGAGACCUUUCUGUCCUGCAAUACAGUCAAACGCCUGUCAAAGCACCCAAAGGAAAAACAGACGGAGCUGAAGCUGGCUCCCGACAAACUACGCCUGACAACCUGACUUGCCAUUUCGGCAUCGGAAUAGAAACAUUAAAAGUUGCUUAAUAGGAUUAUUUGUACUUUACUAUGUCAAAUCAGUUUAGUAAUUAAAUAUUUUUAAGU